Molecule: messenger RNA, 1804 nt
Organism: Chlamydomonas reinhardtii
Lineage: Eukaryota; Viridiplantae; Chlorophyta; Chlorophyceae; Chlamydomonadales; Chlamydomonadaceae
Exons: 6
Coding region: 85-1329 (414 amino acids)
Source: RefSeq, a predicted model, not a curated record
GCUACAUUUACUUGGGUCUCGUACGCACACAGUCAUAUGUGACUCGUUCACAAUCACGCAGUGGAACGGAUGCGACGAUUCGCGAUGGGGCAAGCGCUAGCCAACUCCAAAUUAAACAGUUCCCCAACACAUACCAGACACGUUGUAACUCAUGCAGCUCUAGUAUCACAGGGAGCGCGAUGUGCUCUAACCUGCGGUGGACGGCCUUUCCGACAGCUUGCCACUCUGGGGCGCGUGCAGCGGGGGCUCCACCGUCUGCACGCGCAGGCUGCGCCUGCAACCAAGAGCGAGGGCAGCUUGCUCCUCAGCGAUGAGGAGGUGGAUGAGCUUAUUGAUGACGCGGCAGGGUUCAUGUGCGUCAUGGACGAGCUGAGGCCGUUACAUCCCUCAGCGUACAACCCUUUCUACGAGCUGUGGACACGAAUAGCAAAGAUACCACCCGAGGAGAGGCACCGGCUGCUUGACGAGUUGGAGCCAGGCAGUCUGCGGAGCGUGUGGAAGGCCUCCAUGGCGCGCUACGUGCUUAAUGAGGCGGCCAGCCUGGAGCUCUUCAGCGAGGCAAGCGUGUGGGACGACUUCCCUGCAAGGCCGGGCCAGGUUUUCGAGUUUGAGGGCAGGUGUGAGCGCUAUGAGUUGGGCAAUAGCAGCUCCCUUGCAGGAACGGGUGGCGGGGUAAGCUUCAGUAGUGCAGUGCGCGGCGCCGCCAGCAGUGUGCGGCUGGAGGCGGACACGGGGAGGACUGCGGCACUGGGCUCCGCGGCUGGCUCAACUGUGUGGCUGCGGCCGACACCUGCCUCCUUUGACGUGCCGGUCAGCCGCUUCAAGCAGCUCUUCUUUGUCCCACCACUGCUUGAGGACUACGGCGGCGAGGCAGCUGCAAGCGGGGAGGUUACCUCACUGCCCACCGUCUACAGCAGGGUCGUGCUGCCACUGCUGGGUCCUGUGGACAGGUGGUGGGAGCCACUUUACUGCCGGCUGCAUGUGGAGUUGACGUUGACGCCGCUGCAAGCAGACGCGGGGGCCGACGUAUUGUUGCUGUACCCAGCGGACCCGCUGUGCACUGGCGAGCAGCAGCAGCAGUCGCAGGACGUGGAGGGCCCUGCACAGCCAUGGCAGCUCGCCGGGCGGGACUGGGUGCCCUUGGGGCCGUACUGGCCGGCGCCUGACCCUGCCAGCUACCCCACAUCACCCUUCAGUGGCAGCCCCCGUGACUACAUGCGGGUGGUGGGCCCGGGCGUAUACGUGGGCUGCGCCUACCGUGAGGGGCCCUCGCCAGGCGAGCUGCGAGAUGAGAACUUCGUGUAUUUUAUGUUGGUGCGGAGGUACUAGGGCGUAAGGUUAUGUAGCGCCUACCACGUGCAUGCUAUACGGUUCCAGUAGAUAGGCAGGCAGGGGUAGGCAGGGGCCUUUCAGGAUCUCACCUACUGGACGCACGUGUGUGUACAGAGGCCCUCCUAGCACUCGCUAGAGCCAAGCUUCAGGGGUGGCCUCUCGCUGCGUCCACUAAAGACAUUUGGUUUUUGUGCAUGGCUACCAUAUCUAGCUAAGACCGGCAAGUACCGUAGUGACGCAGGGUGCAGGAAUUGACAUAUGGUUUCAGAUAUGCGCUGUGCCUGGCUGGACGCUGCAUAGUAAGGAAGGACUAGAACAAGGGACGCAAGUACCAGAAGCGCUUUAAUGCCAUGGACGUACAUGGUCGUGAGCUAACGGCAUGGGCAGUCUAUUGCAGCAAUGCUGCUGUAAGUAGCUACGGAUUAUACAGACUCGCUCCAUGCGAAUGGACACCAUGUAAAUGGAUAGCGCC